Molecule: messenger RNA, 575 nt
Organism: Anolis sagrei ordinatus
Lineage: Eukaryota; Metazoa; Chordata; Lepidosauria; Squamata; Anolidae
Product: transmembrane protein 254-like
Source: RefSeq, a predicted model, not a curated record
UCAUUCCUUCCCUCUCCCCGGCAGGAGAAGCACCUCCAGAGGCAAACACCCCGGAAAGGCCACGGGUGACUCCCCUCGUGUGGGCGGCCGGGGAUAAGAGCAGGAUGAGUCCAAAGAAAGAACAGGAGGAGGAAGGAGAUGCCACGGCAGAAGAUGGCCCCGGUUCCCACAGCGCGACAUGGGAGCCCGAACCCCGCCACCUACUUCAGGAGAACCCCACUCAUCCUGAUGCUCUUGAUCGGAGGCGUCAAUGCCUACCACGCCUGGACAUUCUUUGCACCUCAGACCAUCCCUUAUGACAAGCUGGGACAACUGGGCACUUUAACAAAGUAUCUUUUGGAACACUAUAACACUCCUUUGAGAAUAUGGUUUGUGACGAUCUGGAUACUUCAUACUCUGUAUGCAUUUAUUGGUCUCAAAAUUUGCAAGGAGAAAGGCAUCACUGAUCACACAACCCAGGUUCGGUGGUUUGCUCAAACAGUUACGUAUGGAUUAGGCUCCCUGUUCUUCUUGUGGAUUUACAAACCACCAAUGAAAAAGAAAUGAAGGAUUUAAGCAGAAGACAACAUAAAAAC